Molecule: messenger RNA, 456 nt
Organism: Diaporthe batatas
Lineage: Eukaryota; Fungi; Ascomycota; Sordariomycetes; Diaporthales; Diaporthaceae
Exons: 4
Coding region: 1-456 (151 amino acids)
Source: RefSeq, a predicted model, not a curated record
AUGAGCGGCACUUGUCACAUUCUCACGCUCUUUGUCCCUAGCCCGGAUUCUGACAAGCCCUUGAUCCCAUCACCCAAAUGCCAGAUCUCAAUCCCUCCUCGUGUUCAACGCAAUUGCAUCAGCAGUGGUCAAGAUUGUGGCACCCCCUCUUCUGCAAUGUCGGGUGAGAAGGUUGGCCUCGCACUGUCCAAGCUUCAGAGCAUGUGCGACACUGUGUCUCAUUCUGGCACCAUUCAUCCGCCAGAAGAGGUAGAUGGGCUGAGGGGGAGGGUAGAACGGUGGUGUCUGGCCGGACAAAUUCCACGGCCUGCACUGGCCAUUGGUCUGGACGACUCAGUCAGACUCGCCGGUCUGCAGCCCAUUGGUCACUGCGUGGCCCCCAAGUACCGUAAGGCCGGUGCCCGGCUGACCUGCAUGAACACAGUCAGCCAUCUGCACGGGAGCUGCGAGAGCUGA